Molecule: messenger RNA, 5895 nt
Organism: Xyrauchen texanus (razorback sucker)
Lineage: Eukaryota; Metazoa; Chordata; Actinopteri; Cypriniformes; Catostomidae
Product: striatin-like
Cellular component (GO): dendrite
Molecular function (GO): calmodulin binding; protein-containing complex binding; armadillo repeat domain binding
Source: RefSeq, a predicted model, not a curated record
CAGACAGCAGCAGUUCUCGGUGAGUUGAGCGCUGCAGCCGCCCGUUUCCCUUCGAGCUCUGAGGCGGAUAUUACAGCGGACAGAGAGGGAGUGAUCGGACGAAACACAGCGCCCGUGUGGUCGAUCAGACCCCCGAUUUCCCGGCCUAGUCAUGGACGAGCAGGCGGGCCCUGGUGUGUUUUUCAACAACAAUAACGACUCGGUUCUUUCCGGCGGACCGAAAGCGCCACAACCGGGUGACGGCGGAGAGGCGGCCCGCGCUCAGUACAGUAUUCCGGGGAUUUUACACUUUCUGCAGCACGAAUGGGCCCGUUUCGAGGUGGACCGAACGCAAUGGGAGGUGGAACGGGCCGAACUGCAGGCUCAGAUCGCAUUCUUGCAGGGCGAGAGGAAAGGCCAGGAGAACCUGAAGAAAGAUCUGGUGAGACGCAUCAAGAUGCUGGAAUAUGCACUGAAACAAGAGAGGGCCAAAUACCACAAGCUCAAGUACGGAACGGAACUCAAUCAGGGCGACAUGAAGCUGCCCAGUUAUGACUCAGAUGAUGGCAACGAGAACGAGGCACUUCCUGAGCCACCCAACAGUCAACUGAACUGGAAACAAGGACGACAGCUGCUGAGAAAGUACCUGCAGGAGGUGGGAUACACCGACACCAUCCUCGAUGUGAAGUCACAGCGAGUCAAAGCGCUGCUCGGACUGACAGGAGACAACGGAGAGAGACCUGGAGACAAGAAAUCAGAACUCAUGGUGAACGGAACCGAACCGUCCUCUCUGAAGGACAGCACCACCACCAUGAUCGGUAAACCGGAGAUGUCAGACUCCACUACGGUGUUGGAAGCCUUCAAGUUCAUCGAGAAAGCAGCAGCUGAAUUUAGCGAUGAAGAUGAGGAUGAAGAUAGCGAUGGACAAAAUAAGACCAUCGUUGACCUUGCGACCAUGGUGAGGAGGAAGGUGUCUCCCUCGCCCUCCUCUUCCUCGGCAGAUAUGAGUGAUGAACUGGACACAGAGGAAGUCCUGAAGGGCUUUGAUUUUCUAGGUAACGGUGAAGACAUGGAAGGCCCAUCUGAAACGCCCUCCGCUGCAGACAGACCUGAAUGGGAGAAGGAAGAGCAGAGCCCGUUGUCUGAGGCCUGGGGCGUGGAUGAAGGUCUCAUCUCGAAACUCAAGGAGCAGUACAGGAAGGAGCGCAAGGGCAAGAAAGGGGUGAAGAGGCCAAACAGGUGUAAACUGCAGGAUAUGUUGGCUAAUCUUCGUGACGCUGAGGAUUUGUCAUCUAUUCAGCCGCCGAUGGCACCCCCUGUCCGUCCGAGUCUGCCCCGCCUCAACGAACAUCAAAUUGGACGCACAGACGAGGUUGAAGCCCUGACAUUCCCUCCGUCCUCUGGAAAGUCGUUUAUUAUGGGAACCGACGAGACUCUGGAAAGUGAACUGGGUCUCGGAGAGCUCGCCGGUCUCACGGUCGCCAACGAAGCAGAGAAUCUGUCAUACGACAUCGCCAACAACAAAGAUGCCCUGCGUAAGACCUGGAACCCCAAAUUCACUCUCAGGAACCAUUUCGAUUCCAUUCGCGGUCUGGCGUUUCACCCCGUGGAGCCCGUGCUGGUCACUGCAUCUGAAGACCACACGCUGAAAAUGUGGAAUCUACAGAAAACUGCUCCGACCAAGAAGUGUACAGCUCUGGACGUGGAACCCAUUUACACAUUCAGGGCCCACAGGGGUCCGGUUCUGUGUGUGGUGAUGAGUUCUAAUGGAGAUCAGUGUUUCAGUGGUGGUUUGGAUGGAACCAUUCAGAGCUGGAACACUCCAAACCCAAACAUCGACCCCUACGACUCGUAUGAGCCGUCUGUGCUGCGGGGGGCGCUGUGCGGUCACACAGACGCUGUGUGGGGAUUGGUCUACAGCUCGGCUCAUCACAGGCUCCUCUCAUGCUCAGCUGAUGGCACAGUGAGACUGUGGAACGCUGCUGAUACGGCGCCUGCCACGGCUGUCUUCAACGAGAAUAAAGAAAUGGGCAUCCCGUCGUCUGUGGAUCUUGUGUGCAGUGAUCCCGCUCACAUGGUGACUGCGUUCAGUAACGGUAGGAUGGGAAUCUUCAACAUGGAGACCCGACAGCUGGUUCAGGAGCUCGAGUCGCAGGCAACAGGCAAACCUGAUGUGCCGUGUCAGAUCAAUAAAGUUCUCAGUCACCCGACGCUGCCGAUAACCAUCACGGCACAGGAAGACCGCCACAUACGAUUCUUCGACAAUAACACAGGCAAGUUGGUUCACUCUAUGGUCGCUCAUCUGGACGCUGUGACCUGUCUUGCGGUGGAUCCAAACGGACUCUAUUUGAUGUCUGGUAGUCACGAUUGUUCCGUGCGUUUGUGGAACAUGGAGAGCAAAACCUGCAUCCAGGAGUUCACGGCUCACAGGAAGAAGUUCGACGAGUCCAUUAACGACGUGGCGUUUCACCCCACCAAGUGCUACAUCGGAAGCGCGGGGGCCGACGCCCUCGCCAAAGUUUUCGUAUGACCUUUGACCUCUGACCAAAACUGCUUGAAUGGACUGCUUUAAAGCCCUCUUUCCCCCCUGUAAACACCUGACUUUUUCCGACGCCUCAUCCGGGCGGGCCUGGGUACAUGCGGGCAAGAAAACUGAUACCCCACCAGAGGGGAGUUUCUGCCCCAGUCAGUCGUGGGGUUUGGAUGGUGGUUUCUGCCCCUUUUAGAGGUGAUAAAGGGGAUCUUUCAGGUUCCUUAAUCAAACAAGACCCCAAAACAUCCCGUAAAAAUCUCUCCACCUGAACAUGGCCCACUCCUUUUCUCCUCACAGGAAGUUGGGCGCUUCCCACUCUUCUGUCAUUUUCGUUAAGUUGUUUUUGUUUUGAUUUUCUCCUGACAUGUGAGUGAGUGUGUAUUUGAGGUGUGCAGUUACUCUCCGCAGUUCUUGCCUCUCCGAAUGUCCGUCUUAAGUUUUCUCCUUUUUAACGAUGUGCCUUUUGCUUCAUACAGUCUUGCGAACAGUUCAACGCUUUAUUCAAAGAGGGAACUGAAACCUAGAGUAGUAUCUUUGAUGUUUUAAAGUUACCAAAUGCAUCAAAUUAUUGUGGAUUUUUCCAACAAAUCUGUUCGGAGCCGUUAGUGAUUUUAAUCCCGAAUGUAAAAGUUCAGUCGAGUUUCUCACGGGGUUUAUUUCACGUGACACUGGAUCUCAAUAUCCUGUGUGUUUUCCUUUAGUUUCGAGUGCCCAACAUCUCUGAAAUUCACUGCGAAUAUAAAAUCUUAAUCUGUGUUUUUGUCUUGUUUUACUGUAAAAAUAUCGAAACACUUUCGGACUUGUUUUCUGAGAAUACAUCUUGAAUUAAGCCAUUUUAUUCCAUAUUGGCAAAACGUUUUUUUGUGUUUCAUGCAUCAACUAGAUUUGAUGUUAUUAUGCUUUAAGUAACUGUAUCUUGUUUUAAAAUACUUUUACUGGAAAACAGGUUAAAUAAAUGCAGUGUAGACUCUUUUCUGACAAACAACGUUACAAAGAAAUCUGUCGGAAAUGAACCAGAUUCAAUUUUAAAAACUUGUCCAGGUCAUAUUUCAGCCCAAAAUCAAAAGAAAAGAAAAUUCAAAGUUUUAAUUAUGCAUAAAGCAAAAUGAAAGGCAGUACAACGAAUACCACUAUUAUGGAUAAAUAUACAAAAAAAACUAAAUUGGAUAUAAAAAUAUAAAAUCUGCAUUUCAGUAAUGAGAAUGUGAGGGUAAAAAUGAUGUCAUCAUGAAACAAAUCUUAAAGGUACCAAAAUAAAUUCAAUUCUAUUAAGAAUAGUUAAAACGGCAGAUAAUAAAUUCAUUAUUUUACAGGGUUUGUGAGAUUAAACCUACAACACUCCAAAACCGUUUAACGUCAAUUAGGUUUGGAUUUAUUGGCGACGUGAAGCGUUACAUGAGAUUCGUAAUAUAAAGCUUGUUUUAGCUGUUCAAGCUUAAAACUCUUAUUUGUUUAAUCCAAUAAAUAUGUGCGUUUACACUCAUCAUGCCACAGUUAGAGUGCCUCGCCUGUUUUUCGCUGUUUUGUUUGUUUUAAUACAGAUUUUGUAACUGAUCUCUGUUGUAUAACGCCAACAUUGUUCUUUUAGAGACGAGAUUAUCUCCCAUAAACGCUUUAAUGAGAUCCGUUUAUUAGAGUUAAACCAUAUUCCAAAAUAUUUCUUUUCAGACAAAGUAAAUGUGUUUUGUACUUGAGGUACACUGAUUCAAAAUUCAAUAUUUGUCUGAUGUUUAACCAGAUAUUUAUUUUUGCAUCUUUUUUUUAUUUACCCGUAAAUCCAAACGGAUUCCUAGAAUUUCAGCGUUAAAGUCGAGGAAAGGAUGACCGGCACGUUCAGUUACAAUUAUUUUGACAUUAAUAUGGUGUGCGCGUACAUCCGGUUCCUGCUUUACAGAUCUGACCUUCUCUAUCUUCAUCAGUGGUGGUUUAUGGAUUAGAUUUAGCUCAUUUAAAUAUAUAUUUUAUAUGUAAUUGUUAGAACAGACACUAGUCGUCUUUAUCGUAUGAUUGGUGAUUGCAGAUAGAUCGUAACCCAAGUUUCAUGCAGGUCGAGGUUUUCAUUAUGUUCAAUUCUUCUCGUUUUAUUUGAAUUUGUGAUUACUUGCGUGCGUGUUUUUAACUGCUAGAAUAAAGAUUUUCUGCUCUUUUGGGGAAUUGUUUUGCCUUUAAUUGAUGACAUAAGCACUACAAUACAAUUGGGGUGUUUGUGCGAUUCCUUCAGGUCUGUAAAUCUCAACGUACGGAAAUGACGGCCGUUUGCUACUUUACCAAAAGUUGUUAAAGGAGUAGUUCAACUAAAAGUGAAUCCCGUCGUCAUUUACUUCCCUUAUAUUGUUCCAAUCGUGUAUGACUUUUUUUUUUCUCUCGAAUGAAGCGCAGCAAGAGGUUUUAGCAUGUUCGCACUGCGAGUCGAAUCUGCUACGUUUAUUAUAUUUGAGUGUUUUUGUCCUUUUUGAAGCUUAGCAUUUAGCAUCAGCAUCAACUACUAUUGAACAAACGAAGGAAAGCCAAAGGGACAAAAACGACAUGAGGUCGAGUACAUGACAACCAUUUUUAUUUUUGGCUGAACUGUGCCUUUAAAUUUGAGGCACGUUUGAUUUUAAACUCGUGGUUCGGGACGUUAACGGGGAACCGUGUGAAUGGGCGCUUAUCCGUGUUUCCGUACUAGCUAAAUAUAUUUUCUGAUUUCGUUCAUUUUGGUGCAUAUUAAUUUUAGAUAUAAAGAGAACUCAAUAUGUAUAGUUUUAAAGUAUUGAUCAAUCUAUUUAUGAACAGAUUACGGUGUAUAUUAACCAAUAUUUGUGAUAGUUGUGCGGGAGUGUUGUUAGCGCCACCUGCUGGUCAGAGAUGGGAACUGUAUAACUGACGCGGCAACUGAAGAUAUUCAAGUGCUAUUGAACUCUGCAUUAUUAAUGUGAUUGACGGACAGAGAUUUGAUUCUUUGGUGACUGAUAGAUCGACGCGCUUCAAUAAACCCACAAAUAUCGGAUAUAGAUGACUCUUAAACGUCUGUUUUGUCCCUUAUAUCAACAUUGGUUCUGCUGUCAAGGUGGGAAAAAUACUGCUCGUAUGGGAAUUUGCGUCGGGAAUGCCAUUCGUGGAUCUUGACCUAGACGCUUCUUGCAUGCGGUCACUGCGGAUUGGACCGAUUGGAUUAUGAUGUCAUAAUGGGAAUUUUGUGAUCUGGAUAUAGUCCAGAGUCCGCCUGUAUAAAACUGUCGCUGAACUUUUAACCUUUUGUUUGUACAGAGAGUGUCUGGAAAGAUUGUGUUCAUAAAUGCUAUAUUCCUCUUGUACAUAUUUUAUUAUUGAUAUUACAGUUUAUUCUUUAUUUCUUGUUGUAUUCUUUUUUUUUUCUCAGAUGGAUCAAUAUAAUACAAUAA